Molecule: messenger RNA, 1120 nt
Organism: Apodemus sylvaticus (European woodmouse)
Lineage: Eukaryota; Metazoa; Chordata; Mammalia; Rodentia; Muridae
Product: protein RoBo-1-like
Exons: 6
Coding region: 282-1007 (241 amino acids)
Source: RefSeq, a predicted model, not a curated record
CUUUGUUCUUCACUAAUAAAUGACAGUGGCCUCAGGUUGCUGUUCAUAGUGACAAGCAAGUGUGUUACUGACUGGCCUGCUGUGUAGAAUCCAGGCCAUUGACAGUAGGUGACAGCCCAGCUGAGGUUAAUCGAAGUCUUAUCCCAGGCUCUGCUGUAAGUCUGGCCUCUUGGCCUCACAUCUUCUUUGCAGGAACCUUCCCUAUCUCCAGCUUCCUCAGCUGGUCAGGAAGAUAUGGACCAGAACUGGAAGCUUUAAUAAUCUGAGCAGGUAAGAGAGGAAUGAAAUACACAGUCUUGGACAUUGACCAAGGGUCUUACAGAGGCUGUCAAGUGUUCAUGGGAGACACCAUGUCCUGGUUCUUGGCCCUGAAGAGCCUCCAUGCUGUCUGCAUCAUCUCUCACCUAUCUGUCAGCUCUGCAGAGAGUUAUGUUUGUACACAAAAACCGUGCCUUAAUGGAAGAUGUGAUCCAAAUCCAAAAACGUGUGAAUCCUCGAAAGGGUGUUUCUCUGAACGGCAGGAAUUUGAAGACUCAAGAGAGAAUAAUACUUGGGAGCAGAAAGGCUGUUCUGAAGACAGUUGUACUGAUCUAGCAUUCUCCGCAACACUGGGGAAGUGUCAGGUGUUUAGAUAUGACCGUCGCUGCUGCUACACUAAACACUGUAACGAAGAGCUCAUUAAGGUGCCUUCAUUGUCUACAGAACCCAAUGGUGUUGAGUGUCCUGCCUGUUACAGUGAAAGCGGUGGCAGCUGCAGACAAGUUUCCCUAAAGUGCACAGGGGAGGAGACGAUGUGUGUUAACGUUACUGGCCGAGUAUUGCUACCGAACCAAUUCCUCACUGAGAUGCAUGCCAUGGGCUGUGCAACCAGGACCGCCUGCAACCUGAGGAACCUGACCAUCCUGAACAAUAUUAAAAUCAACACCUUCUGUGUCAGUGCAAGCCCUCCACUCAGGCCUAUCUUAUCUGUUCUGAUGAGUCUUUUCCUAAUGAAAGCCUUGCUUUGAUCCUUUGGGGACUGUCAGACUUAUGAUCUUUCACAUUCAAAAACACCAACAACCUUUUGUGACUCCUUCACCCAACAGAGGAGAAAUAAAAACCAGUGCUUGUUUGUACUUUA